CAGUAAUAUACCAAACCCAGGCCGCGAAACAAACCAUCGCCUCCCUCCCUCGCAGCUGCGCCGCCUUCUCUUCCGCGAUCAGCUUGUCGCCAGCCAGCCUGCUCCUCCGCCUCCUCUGCAGCCGCUCCGACGUCCCUGCCGGCCAGCCGGCCGCAGCGACAUGGCGGCCCGUCCGACGCCGUCGUCGGCGCGACCGGUGCAGGGGGAUGGGGACGGGGAUCAGCAGCAGCACCCGCGGCGUCCCUUCAGCGCCGUCCUGAUCACGGUCCCCGACGGCGACGGGCCCGGCUCGCCCUCCUUGCCUGCUUCGUCCUCGGACGCCAUGGCGGCCGCGCUCUUGGACCACGCCGGCGCGGCCGGCUCGGACGACGGCGCCCUCAUGGAGGCGGAGGACGAACGGCCACGGCCGUGGGGGCAGUCGUUCUCGCUGUGGCACGCCACGGUGGUGGUGUUUGCGCUCGCGGCGCUCGCCGCGGCGGGAUACGUAUCCCUGUACGCAGGCAGGGGCGCCGGCGCGGCGUGGCGGCUCCUUGAGGCGCGCGAGGAGGGCGAGGACCACGGCGGCCGCAGGUCCUUCCUGCUGCUGCUGUACCCGAAGCCGCGUCGCGGCGGCGCGGCGGGGAAUCUGACGGCCGCGACGUCCACGUCCACCGGCAAUGUAUUCCCGACCGGGCUAUACUACACAACUGUGCCUAUUGGCAAUCCUUCAAGGGAUUAUUUUCUUGAUGUUGAUACUGGCAGCGACAUAACAUGGGUCCAGUGCGACACGCCAUGCAGAAGCUGCGCAAAGGGAGCUCAUCCUUCAUAUAGGCCUGCACAAUCUAACAUAGUUCCUGCCAGUGAUCCACUUUGUGAUCGAGUUCAACGCAACCCAAAUGAGUGCAACUACGAUAUCAAUUAUGCUGACAGAAGCUCCUCUAUGGGUGCUUAUGUAAGGGAUAAUAUGCAACUCAUCAGUGAAGAUGGUGAAAGGGAAAAUAUAGAAAUUGUGUUUGGGUGUGGAUAUGAUCAAAGAGGAAUUCUUCUGGACACGCUAGAAAAUACUGACGGAAUGCUAGGCCUGGGCAGCAGGGCAAUAAGCCUUCCUACACAGCUAGCCAGCCGAGGGAUUAUUUCCAAUGUUUUCGGUCACUGUAUGACGACAGAUCCCAGUGGUGGUGGUUAUUUGUUUCUUGGUGAUGAUUACAUUCCUAGGUGGGGAAUGACAUGGGUUCCUGUCCGAAAUGGUCCAGCAGAUAAUACACGUAGAUCCCAACUCCAGCAAGUAAACCACGGGGAUCAGAAGCUCAAUGUGCAAGGGAAGUUGACUCAAGUGAUCUUUGACAGUGGGUCUACAUAUACAUAUUUCCCACACGAAGCGUAUACAAAUCUGGUUGCUGCGCUGAAGGGUGCAUCCCCGAGAUUUGUACAAGAUGACUCAGAUAAUACUCUGCCUUUCUGCAUGAAAGCUGAUUUUUCAGUAAGGUCUGUGGAUGAUGUGAAACAUAUUUUCAAGCCCCUGAGUUUGCAAUUCGAGAAACGGUGUUUCUUCUCUAGAACCUUCAACAUUCGUCCUGAAGAUUACUUGACCAUCAGUGAUAAGGGCAAUGUUUGCCUGAGGGUGUUCGAUGGAACUGCGAUUGGUUACGAUUCAGUAAUAAUAAUCGGAGAUGCUUUUCUUCGUGGAAAAUUGAUUGCUUAUGACAAUGCUGAGAAUCAGAUCGAAUGGAUUGAUUCAGACUGCACUGACCCAAGCAAACAAAGCAGAAUUCCAUUCUUCCUGCGAAGAGUGUUGCGCAACAAACUUCUGUAGACAUUACACAGUUACUACCGUGAGAUCGCCUGACCAUAUCUGUUAUUACGGAUCUUGCAAUUCUGCAUCCAGAUUCUGAUAAAAUCGUGUGAAGGAACGUAAUUACUAGAUAGGAAAAACGGUUACGAGGUAGGGAAAGGUAGAUAAGCAUAGCUAGUAUACUUUACUUUGUAUUUUUGCUAUCUGUAUAUAGUCAAAAGAAGCAGAAACCUGCAUUCUAUAUUGUAGGGCAUAUCUCACUCACUUUGUAAGACUAAAGUGGUGAAGCAUUUCAAUGAACAAUCAACAGCAGUUUAUGACAUUUCUGAUCGCUUUUCAGUUC
Panicum virgatum (switchgrass) is the source of this 2114-nucleotide messenger RNA. RefSeq names its product aspartyl protease APCB1-like. The record is from RefSeq and is a predicted model, not a curated record. Gene Ontology annotation, molecular function: aspartic-type endopeptidase activity. NCBI's taxonomy places the organism in Eukaryota, Viridiplantae, Streptophyta, Magnoliopsida, Poales, Poaceae. Bases 161 to 1792 code for a protein of 543 amino acids. Gene Ontology annotation, biological process: proteolysis. The transcript has 9 exons.